Messenger RNA from Alligator sinensis (Chinese alligator), 3803 nucleotides. RefSeq names its product eukaryotic translation initiation factor 2B subunit epsilon (gene EIF2B5). The transcript has 16 exons. Gene Ontology annotation, cellular component: eukaryotic translation initiation factor 2B complex. Gene Ontology annotation, molecular function: translation initiation factor binding; translation initiation factor activity; guanyl-nucleotide exchange factor activity. Lineage: Eukaryota; Metazoa; Chordata; Crocodylia; Alligatoridae. The annotation marks the transcript as partial. The record is from RefSeq and is a predicted model, not a curated record. Gene Ontology annotation, biological process: biosynthetic process.
CCGCCCCCGCUCCAGGCUGUGCUGGUCGCCGACAGCUUCAACCGCCGCUUCUUCCCCAUCUCUAAGGACCGGCCGCGGGCUCUCCUUCCUCUGGCAAAUGUGGCCAUGAUUGACUACACCCUGGAGUUCCUUACUGCAACCGGAGUGGAAGAAACCUUUGUUUUUUGCUGCUGGAAGUCCGCUGAGAUAAAGGAGCAUUUACAAAAGUCCAAGUGGUGCUGCCACACCUCUCCAAAUACCGUGCGCUUUGUAACCUCUGACCUGUACCGCUCGCUUGGUGAUGUGCUAAGAGACGUUGAUGCCAAGUCCCUUGUCCGCUCGGACUUCCUCCUCGUCUCUGGGGAUGUGGUGUCCAACAUCAACAUUUCUAGCGCCCUGGAAGAGCACAGGGUGCGCCGUAAACUGGAGAAGAACGUGUCUGUGAUGACAAUGGUUUUCAAAGAGUCUUCGCCAGGUCAUCGUGCCAGGUGCCAGGAGGAUGACAUCAUUCUUGCCAUGGACAGUGCAACAAACCGUGUCCUGCACUACCAGAAGACCCAGGGACUGAAACGCUUUCCCUUUCCCAUGAACCUGUUUCAGAGCAAUAUUGAGAAUGUGGAAGUGCGCCAUGACUUGCUGGACUGUCACAUCAGCAUCUGUUCCCCACAGGUGGCAGAGUUGUUCACUGAUAACUUUGAUUAUCAGACUCGGGAUGACUUUGUGCGUGGCCUGCUGGUGAAUGAGGAGGUCUUGGGGAACCAGAUCCACAUGCAUGUGACCACCGAGGAGUAUGGUGCCCAUAUAUGCAACCUGCAGAUGUAUGAAGCUGUGUGUUCUGAUAUCAUCCGGCGCUGGGUUUAUCCUCUGACUCCAGAGAUAAACUUCACCGAUGACCCAGCGCAGAGCUACACCCAUUCCAAGCACAACAUCUAUCGUGGGCGGGAUGUGAGCCUGGGUCAUGACAGUGUGCUGGAUGAGAACGUCCUCAUUGGUUGGGGAACGAUCAUUGGCAGCAACUGCUCUAUUACCAACAGUGUUAUUGGUCAGAACUGCAAGAUAGGUGACAGAGUUAUCCUGGAUGGAGCACUGAUCUGGAACGGGGUCAACGUAGCGAAUGAUGCGGAGAUCCGGGAGUCCCUUGUCUGUGAUGAAGCUGAGGUGAAGGAGAGUGUUAAGUUAAAGCCUCGCUGCGUCCUCACUUCCCAGGUGGUGGUGGGUCCUGACAUCACCCUCCCGGAGGGCACAGUGAUCUCACUGCACCCCCCAGAUGAGGAGGAGGAGGAUGAUGAUGAGUUCAGUGAUGAUUCUGGGGUGAACAAGGAGGAAAUCAAAGUGAAGCUAAAAGGCUACAACAAGCUGGUGGUUGGGUCAGAAGGCAGAGGAUAUCUCUGGAGAGCGGACAAUGAGAACGAAGUGGAUGAGGAAGAGCAGAGACAGAGCCUGUGGGGCCCGCACUUGAAUUUGGGGGAAGAGAGUGAGACAGACAGUGAUAUAAGCUUGGGCUCCGAGCAGCUGGACAGUCGGUCUGCUUCCCCUCAGCUGGAUGACAUCAAAUUGUUCCAGAAUGAAGUUUUGGGCACCCUGCAGAGGGGCAAGGAAGAGAACAUUUCCUGUGACAACCUGGUCCUGGAAAUAAACUCUCUGAAAUAUGCCUAUAACAUCAGCCUAAAGGAGGUGAUGCAGGUGCUCAGUAAGGUGGUCUUGGAGUUCCCACUGCAGCAGCUGGACGGAGAACUGGAUCCUCAACACUAUUGCGUGUCAUUACUUCCUCUGUUGAAGAGCUGGACCCCUUUGUUUAAGAACUACAUUAAGCGGGCGUCAGAUCACUUGGAUGCCUUAUCUGCCAUUGAGGAGUUCUUCUUGGAACAUGAUGGCCUCUGCACCUCAAUGGCUAAAGUGCUGAUGGCCUUUUACCAGCUGGAAAUCCUGGAAGAAGAGAUGAUUCUCAAUUGGUUUUCUCAGCAGGACACAUCUGAUAAGGGCAGGCAGCUUCGCAGAAACCAGCGGCUUCAGAAGUUUAUCCAGUGGCUGGAAGAGGCAGAAGAAGAGUCGUCUGAAGGCGACCAAGACUGACGCAGCAGGCUGACAUGAGAUGGGGCACUCCUCACUGCCUUUUCAGGAGGGAGGGAGGGACCUCUUGCCAGCCAGGCUUUGCCUGGCAGGGUGGGCCAAGGAAGAUCGAUGCCAGUGCAUGGUGUGUAGGUGUGGGGCCUGAAAUCUAAGUGACUGACUGACAAUCCCAUUGUGAACUACAUUUAUUCCCAGCCCUCCCCUCCCAAAUGGCACCUUACAUGGGACAGUCACAGCAUGAUGUGAGAACCGGUGGGGGCAAAUAGGAGGUGCAUAUGUCUAAGAUCUUUCUUGGGGCCUAUACAUGGUGUAUUAAGCUAUCUAUUGGGAGUCUCUUGCUCCUAAUGUGGGGUGACAGAGACAGAUGCAUACAAAUUCCAUGUCAUUCUGAACUAUUUCUGGUUUGUGUAAAUGUGGUCCUAUGACCAGGUUCAUUCAAAGUCACUGACAUUCUUUGAGCUCAUAUAUGAAGAUCCCCUUCCCAAGGGACAGUGGCAAGGUUGGCGCACACAGUGCGGCUUUAGUGACCUGGAACUCCUGUGGCGGCAGAAGGCCAAGUUUGAGUUUGCCUAAGGUACCUUGGAAGGAGAAACCCUCGGGCUGUCUUUUGAGGAGGAGGACCUCUGGCCUUGAGGCAUGCCUGGAUCUAACUUGGACUUGUCCUGUGGUCUUGGCAAAACGCGUCAUCUUUUGUGUCAGUGUCUUUGUGUGCGUAAAGGGGAAGAUGCUCACUUGCUUGUCUUGCAGGGGGUUGGUUGCAUAGAUAUGCACUUAGCCAAUGAAGUGCUGUCUGGAGCAAUAUGAUGUGCCUUUCCUGGACCUCUAGAUGCUGGCAGACAUGGUGCUUUGGAGAAGAAAGGUUUUAUUUUUUCUCUUUUUUUUUUUUUUGAAAGGGAAUGGAGAUGUUCAGCACCAGCUGAGCGCGCUGCUCAGGGCUUUGAGUAGGCCUUUCACUUGCUGAUGUUACCUGCCCUGCUUCAAGUGUUAGCAACAGUACCAGCCACUCUUAAGGGAAAAGCAGUCUCCUGAGCUCUGUUCUAGUAUGAAGUGAGGAAAGGGCUUUCCUUUUAAGUAGUAGUAUUCUAUUUUUGAGUCUCCCUACAAGAUUUUUGUUCCACACACUCAGAGCAAGUGGGAUUUUUUAAUUAAUUUAUUUAUUUAUUGGAGGGAAGAAGAAUGAAAGGUUCUCCAAGGGGUUGCCAACCUAGGAGUCCCAAGGUAAGUCUUGGGUGUGUAGGAGGAAUGAAGGCGGCCUUUUUUUCAGCCCACCUCUACUGCACCAUCUUCCCAUGCUAGCAAUAGAGCGCUGAAGAGCAGCAUUUCUGUACAUGUCACUGUGCUACUUUCCUACCUUGUUCUCCACCAAGAGCGGAGCAGAGAAUCAGCAUACAAUUGUCCGUAGAUCAUGUCGAACAUGCUUACCUUGCCACUAUCCCUUUAGGAAGAGGAGUGUUGAAUAGAUCCCUUGGGGAGAUGCAUUGGACCUGCUCACUUGGCAUGUGUUCUGGGUCAGUGGUGCCACAUGGUUUUGUGGCAGGGCGCUGGUGGAGGGUGGGAAUGCUGCCUCUUACACACGAGCAUUGGGAAGGGGUGAUCUUUGAGCACUCAGCAUAUCUAGACUGUGCCUGAAGGCCCUUGGUUUCUGACACUGGAACCCAGUCUUGUAAACGUCGGGAAAAUAGUCGGUAUCUGAACUUUCUGUAUCUGCCAAUAUUUAAUUCAGGGAGCGAUUAAAACCAUCCUGGUAUAAAGAA